Molecule: messenger RNA, 1797 nt
Organism: Ailuropoda melanoleuca (giant panda)
Lineage: Eukaryota; Metazoa; Chordata; Mammalia; Carnivora; Ursidae
Gene: ARL10
Product: ARF like GTPase 10
Exons: 4
Coding region: 107-865 (252 amino acids)
Molecular function (GO): GTP binding; GTPase activity
Source: RefSeq, a predicted model, not a curated record
GGGGUUGGGUGGGUGGGCGCGGCCGCCGCAGUCGCAGCGGGGCCGUCUUCCGCGGGCCGGCUGGUUCGGCCUGUGCAGCCCGCACCCGUGCCCCUCGCCCGGCCCGAUGGCUCCGCGGCCGCUGAGCCCCUUGGUGCUGGCGCUGGGCGGCGCCGCGGCCGUGCUGGGCUCAGUACUCUUCAUCCUCUGGAAGGCCUACUUCGGGCGCGGACGGGAGCGGCGCUGGGACCGGGGCGAGGCCUGGUGGGGCGCGGAGCCCGCCUGCCUCCCUGAGUGGGACGAGUGGGACCCUGAAGACGAGGAGGACGAAGAGCCCCCGCUGGAGGAGUUAGAGCAGCGCGAGGUGCUGGUGCUGGGGCUGGAUGGCUCGGGGAAGAGCACGUUCCUGCGCGUGCUGUCCGGGAAGCCACCGCUGGAAGGCCACAUCCCCACCUGGGGCUUCAACUCUGUGCGGCUGCCCACCAAGGAUUUCGAGGUGGACCUGCUAGAGAUCGGUGGCAGCCAGAACCUACGCUUCUACUGGAAGGAGUUUGUGAAUGAAGUUGACGUGCUGGUGUUCAUGGUGGACUCGGCUGACCGGCUGCGGCUGCCCUGGGCCCGGCAGGAACUACACAAGCUGCUGGACAAGGACCCUGACCUGCCUGUCGUUGUGGUGGCCAACAAGCAGGUAAGAUAUUCCAGCCAUGAAGGUAAGAAGUGCUGGGAUAAACCUGGAGAUCCUAGCAAGGAGUUUUCUGAAACCUCCCUGCUUCUCCAAGCCAAGCCUGCCCGCCAGACUGCAGCAUCCAGUGUUAUUCACCCCCGUCGGGAAGAUGAAAGACUUUUCUCCCCCUCAUCUGGAGACAAGCCGCUGCUCUCGCACUAGCUGGGCCAAUGCCCAUGUUUACAGAGGUCUGGGGAAGGAGCCUGUGUCCCUGGGGAGAAGACUGUCAACUGGACCUGGGUGUUGGCCUCAGAAAUGCAUUUUAAUUAUUUAUUUAUUUAUACAAGGAACAGACCAAAGUUUCAGGUUCUGUUUCUAGGUGCUGUUAUCAAAACCCCAGAUGACUGUCAUGGAAAAUCUGUGUCUUUGGAAUUGUAAGACGUGUGAUAACCUGCACAUCAUUGGAGACAAAGCUCUAGCUUUCCCCCAUCAUUUACAGCUGUAAUCCGUAUCCUACUUUAUGUCAAUCCACGUGAACUUAAAACUCCACCGCUUGGCCCAGUAUGUCAAAAGGACACAACCCCCUUCCGUGUAGAUGGUGACUCCAGGAAAGGAAAUUUCAAUCAUGUAAAUCCAAGUGAAAAGAAAUGGGAAUUAGCAGAUCAGCCAGCCGGGUACCUGAGGCUUUGGGUACCCCAGCCUUUCUGGACUUGCUGAUUCCCCAACUAAAAGUUAGAAUUUCUGUUCUCUCCAGUGUACACUCCAUGAUUCUGUUUCUGGUGAUCAGCCAGUUUACCUAUAUAUUGACACUUCUCUUUAGUGGAGGCAAAGGAAGGAGCCUUUUGUCUCCCAGGGGCCAUGAGUAAUCAGUAGCCACAGAUGGACUGUUUUUUAGAGGAGAUGCCCAACUCGGUUUGCUUUUUAAUUGAGAAUAGAGAUGAUGUGCCUUCAUUUCAGUUGACAUUGGCUCAGUGUGCCUCAGUUCCAUGCUGUGGCCUACGUGAGAAGAGGCACAAGGAGGGUUGGUGGGGUGGGACACUCCUGAAGUCCAGAAGUGUGACUGUAGUUAGAAUGGCCUGCUGUGCUUGUGGGCUGUGGAUGUAGUGACAGAAUCACUGUUCUUUGAAAUUCUAAUUAACUUUCUGAAGAAGAAA